Messenger RNA from Osmia lignaria (orchard mason bee), 4686 nucleotides. It is a transcript of the gene Cog7, whose product is annotated as conserved oligomeric Golgi complex subunit 7. Gene Ontology annotation, cellular component: COG complex. Lineage: Eukaryota; Metazoa; Arthropoda; Insecta; Hymenoptera; Megachilidae. The record is from RefSeq and is a predicted model, not a curated record. Gene Ontology annotation, biological process: retrograde vesicle-mediated transport, Golgi to endoplasmic reticulum; Golgi organization; intracellular protein transport.
UUCGUUCGUUAAUUUAUGUUAUUUAGAUUGAAAACUUCCAAGCAAGAAGAUCUACUUCGAGCUGUUAUUAUAUCAUGCGAACGCAAAGAGUUUAAAACGAUUAUAAUAUUUCUUGAUGUGUCUGCGUUUUCCGAAGAUACUUUUGAUGUCAAAGAAUGGAUUAACAAAACUUUCAAAUCCGCCGAGGCACAAGAAAAUAAGGAUGCAUUUGUUUCAUCCCUAGUAAUGAAGUUACAAUUAUAUGUGCAACAAGUCAAUGGUGCUUUGGAAGAGACCAGUCAGUCUGUACUGUCAAGUUUACCAAGGGUUCUAAGGGAUACACAACUUUUACAGCAAGAAGCCAUAGCUUUAAGUGAAAAAAUGGUUGCUGUUAAACAAGAAAUAGAAAAGGUUGAAAAAGACACUGCAUCAUCAAUGGCAACAUUAGAAAAGAUAGAUAAGAUAAAAACAGAUUUACAGACUGCCAAACAAGGUUUACAUGAGGCUGAUAAUUGGACUGUAUUGGCCAAUGAUGUUGAGGAGGUAUUUGAAUCAGGUGAUAUAGAAGCUAUUGCAAACAAAUUGUUCAGUAUGCAAAAAUCACUGGCAAUGCUUGUGAAUGUUGUUGAUUAUGAAGAUAAAAAGUUGCAACUGGAAGGUUUAAAAAAUCGUUUAGAAGCAAUGGCUAGUCCAAGAUUAGUACAAGCAUUUACUGCUGCAAAUUUAGAAGAGUCCAAAGUUUAUGUGGACAUAUUUAGUAAAAUGGACCGGUUACCACAACUCCUUAAGUAUUAUCACAACUGUUUGAAAAUCUCAUUGGGGCAAGAAUGGCGUAGAACUAUUGAGUUAGCUCAAGAUGAAAAUGUCUCCUACUGGUUACAUACCUAUUAUGAUAAGCUGUUGUCCACUUGGAAUGAUCAAGUGAAAUGGUGCCAUCAAGUAUUUCCAAAUACUUCAGUUGACAUUAUAGUCGAAGUGUAUGCUGAUCUUCUAAGAAGUUUAGAUCCAGGCAUUCCAGAAUGUAUAGAAUCAGUUUUGAAACAGCAUUCAAAUGCUAUGCAAUUGUCGCUAUUGCUCGAACUUAAACAAAUCACAAGACAUUUUGUAGUGAACCUACAGGGUGUUAUCGAAUCAUCUUCGCACGGAAAAUUACAGAAUUCGAAAUUGUUGUCAUUAGCGCAAGCAAUAUAUUCACCUUAUGUUCCAUAUGUUGUUAAGUAUCAUGUUUAUGAAACUGCACAACUAGAACAUCAGCUACAAUCUAUCGAUAGUACCCAAGAUGAUUUAAGUGAUACAAUCAGUACUCUUUCCCUUAGCAUUUCGAGAGUAAUGGAGUAUGCCAAUGAAGCAAAUAAAAGAUGCAAACUGUUUACAGAUGGUUGUGGAUAUCCUGGUUUACUAAAAUCUUUAAAUACUUACUUUAAUAAAUAUCUUGAAAAGUAUCAAGCAACCAUACGGCAAUUGGAACGCAAGAAAGUGAAACACGAGGAUUGGAACUUGUUUCAAAUGUGUCUCACUUUGAUGCAAACUAUAGGCGAUCUUUUGGGCCAAGUACAGCAGUUUGAAAAGUGUUUGGUAAUCGAUAUAACCGAGGCUAAUAAUAAAUUACAAAGUACGACUGAUAGUGUUUUCAAUCAAUACAAAAAAUUACUUUUGAAUACAUCGAAUCAGACAGACCUAGAAAAUUUGGUUUCAUCUUUCCAAAAAGAGGAAGAAACAAUUCUUGAUGCUAUAAUAAAAUCUAUUCACAAAUUGUGCUCGGAUUUACAUCGUGCAACAUACGAAGUGAUAUUUGCUCCUAUUUUUACUCAGUUAUUAUUAGUACAAAAGGCGCCCGCAUGGUCGAACGAAACAAAUAAAAUGACUCAUUUAAGCGCAGACUUACCUGAUUAUAGUUUUGCACCUCAAGAAUAUAUAACACAGGUUGGGCAGUAUUUGAUGACGUUACCGCAGCAUUUGGAACCAUUCUUGCUUAGAGAAAAUCCGAGUCUCAAUCAAGCGCUAAAAGCAGCAGAUCCUCAGUAUGCGCAGGGUACAACUGAAUCUGGAUUUACGGGUAUCUUGUUGGAUAUUAUUGCUAAAGGAACAUGUCAGAUGUUUCUGGAUCAAACUCUAGGAAUUUGUCAAUUUCUAAGCUCUGCCGCCUGCAAACAACUUGCUACGGACAUAGAUUACCUUGGUAAUGUGCUAGAAGAACUUGGUUUAUCUUUGUCGGAAAAUUUGCAACAUAUGUCCCUUUUAUUGAGAUUAUCGCCGGAAGAUUAUCAAACCGGAAGUUCCGGAUGUAACGCCAGAGUUGUAGCUGCGGUGAGGCAAAUGCGAAAUAUCACGUUUUCUGGGUAGUGAAUAUGUAAAAAGGCACCUCUAAGCGAUCAAGAAUGUACGUUAAAGGUACUAUAUUCCAAAACGGCAUUUCAAAUUGAUUUUGUACGUGCCAAAGAAGUUUGAUUAGCGCAUCUAGUACCGCGCUGUCUUUAUCGUAAAUGCUGUAUGAAAAAUUUCGUAGAAAAUCCUUAAUUAUCUUAUGUGAUCGUUUAUGAACUAAUACAUUUUUUAAACCAAUGAAAACAUUUGCUCUCAUUUCAGAAUUGCUGGAAUUUUUUGUAUAACGUAGUAAAAUGUUUAACCAAUUGUGAAUGUAGCUGUUUGGAAUAUGAUUCCAAUACUUUUCUAACAUUUUGAAAAUACCCUGAGAACGUUUAAAAUUAUAGGAUAUUAAUAAUUAGGUACAAUUUUAAUUGAAACGUUUAGGGUAUCAAAUCGUCGAUACAAAGCUUACGGUCAUGGUAAUAUUGCAAACUUCAUAAUCGGAAUCAUUUAGAAGAUCGGUUAUCAUCUCAUAAUAUUUUUCAAGAUACGUUCUAUAUUUAGCUUGUAUAGCAUACGUAAAAUGUAUAGAGCUUGUAAUGAAAAGAAUUUCUAUUGCAUUACAUCUAGUGUAAGAACCAGGUGCCUGUGAAAACAAUUAUAUCCAGAAUUCAUGCAAAAACAUGUACAUACGUGUAUGCGUACAUAUAUUUCUUUUUAUUAAUACCUUUAAAUGCUUCCAAAGUAAAGGUUUACAUUGACUAUGAAUCAUUAGUCUUACUGUUUGAUUUUUAUUAUGAUGAAUAGCAGUCAAAAAUGAAAGCAGAUUUUUGCCGAGUUUCCCCCUUCCCCUGGAAUCUCUAUGUGUAUGAAAACAAUGAAAAAUAAUAUCUUGAAAACAAUUUUCAACAAUAAAUUUUUUCAAUUUUCUCGACGUAUUCACCCACGCUGUAACAUAUAAAUCUGCAUAUCUGGUAAUAUAAUUAUGUCCAAUAUCUUGUAGUACUACCUUCACAUUAUUAUGGAUUCCCUAGAAAAGUUAACAUUAAAUCUCAUAUAGAUUGAUAUGUCACUGUAUUAUUAGAGUAUGUACCAAGAUAUAUUGCUCCCCAAGUGUAAACAAGUGUAGUAACAACAUCCGACCUUCUUCAAAUGACAUUACAGUAUUCUCUCUAACAAGUUUAAGUAAUUCUUGUACAUCUUUAGUAGAUUUUAAUAAUAUAAUACUAGACUUUAUCUCAUAUAAACGUUUUACAUGUAACUAAAACCAAAGUGAAUCAUGUUAACAUCAGCAAUUUACACAUAUGUUAUAUGAUUUGCUUAAUGUAGAAUUACCAAUGAAGAUUUACAGUUUUGGAUGAGGUAUAUUAAAGCAUUUGUUAUCACUUUCUCUUUCCAUAUCAUGUCUAAUUUCCACCAGUUUUCCAGAAGACAUGAUAUUUCAUUCUUGACCUAGAAAAAUGUUGUUACUUGAAAUUUGUUAGAGAUAAGAAGCAUGGUCAUAAAAUACCAACCUGUUCAUUUUUUAUAUUAGGAAAUAUAACAGAAUGUAACAACAUUACAUUUUGUAAUAGAAGAUUAGGUAUAAACAUUCGUUGUGUAAUUGUCUCAAGUGUUAUGGCAGUUAUUGAACGUAUUAAUUUGAUCAUCACACUAUAUUCCUAAAAUUAUAAUGGAAAUAUUAGGGUGAAAUAUGACUUAAAAUGAUGAAUUUAUUAAAUUUAUGUAAAUGAACUUACUUUUGUAUACCUAUCAUUGUUUGAUGACCGUGUGUACAACUUUUUAGCUUCAAACAAUAUACUUUUCACAUGUUGCCAAAGUUCACAAAGUUCAUCUUCUGAUAAUAAGACAAUGUUUUUCACAUUGUGGUUCUAGAAUAACAAUUCAUUGUAAAUAAUUUUUUAUAACAUCAUAUAAACAGUAAAAGAAACCUAACCAUUUAAAAAUUUGAUACAAAGGUUAUCACAAAUACUAUGUAUAAUGUAUGAAAAUACAUAUAUAAAUUAUAGCUUAAAGUAAAUUUUGCAUUGAUAGAUACCAAUUUGCCACAUAUCCUGUUUGCAGUUGGACUUUUACUUUUUAAAAUCCGGAACAAUACUUCAUCUCUUAAUAAUACACGUUGACGUAACAUUUUUUUAAAUAAUUCCACGAUUUAGUUUAUAAGAUUGUAUUUGAAUUCGUUAUACAUUUUUUUAAUAGUUAAAAAAAAUAAACAAUGUCGUUUAUUUUAUACAUAUUGGAUAAGUUUCAUUUAUCUUACAUUCGACUAAAACUACUCGAUGACUUAUCCGACUAACUCUGCGGCAGUCGGUAAGUUGUCAACUUAUGUAAUUACACUGUAAUUAUAAUAUAAUAUAAUUACACUGUAAAGAAUAUAAACUGUAGUAAUUUUCAUGGCAA